Molecule: messenger RNA, 2601 nt
Organism: Drosophila ficusphila
Lineage: Eukaryota; Metazoa; Arthropoda; Insecta; Diptera; Drosophilidae
Gene: Patsas
Product: probable protein S-acyltransferase 23
Exons: 2
Coding region: 266-2023 (585 amino acids)
Biological process (GO): protein palmitoylation
Cellular component (GO): Golgi membrane
Molecular function (GO): palmitoyltransferase activity; protein binding
Source: RefSeq, a predicted model, not a curated record
ACUCGAGUUCGAAAGUGGCCCCAAUUCGGGUCCUGCCAUUCGAACUUCUUAUUGAUUUUCUCACAGUGCUGACAUAAUUUCCUUGCCAUCGAGGGCAGUCGUGUGUUUACCUAUCGUGUUCCGCUUAAAAUUGGACAAACGGAAUUAAAAUUUCGGUUGUGGAGUUACGGGAAAAGACGACAAAAUUGCACACCUACUGGAAAACCCCCUGCAUCAAGGCAACGGUGGAACGGCGGACCGUUUGGGCGUAGACUUCGAGUUCUACAUGGCCUCGAAGGUACAUCCGAGUCCGGGGGCGGCGCGCAGUGUGUGGGCGCUGCCGCUGACCGCCUCCUCCUCCUGCAACAUGGUCGUGGCGGAGGAGGAUGGCCAUGCCCAUGCCGACGAUAUUCACCUGGAUCACCGUCCGCACUCGCCUCCGUUAACAGGUCGCGGGGCGGGAGGUGAACAUGGGGGAGGGGGUGUGGAGGACCACGAGAACGUGCUCCUUUUCGAAGGAUUGGAUGGUGCGACCACCGUAAAUCUGGACGACAUAUUCGACAUUAUCAAGAACGGCGAGGUCAGCGAGGUGGAGAACCUGGUGGACAAGUUCGGCAUGGAGUGCCUGUCGGCUAGGGAUCGCCAUGGCUACACACCAGCCCACUGGAUAGCUCUCAACGGGAAUGUCCAGUUGAUGAGGUACCUCAUAGAACGAACUGCUCCCAUUGAUCUGCCAUGUUUGGGAACGCAGGGUCCAAGACCCAUUCAUUGGGCCUGCAGGAAAGGACACGCCUCCGUGGUCCAGGUGCUCCUCCAGGCAGGAGUGGCAGUUAAUGCGGCGGAUUUCAAGGGCUUGACUCCGCUUCACUUGGCAUGUAUGUACGGUCGGACAGCCACGGCAGCCUAUCUCCUGGGAAUGGGAGCUCUGAAUAAUCUUACGGAUAUCAACGGCGAUACCGCUCUGCACUGGGCGGCGUACAAGGGCCAUGCGGAUCUGAUGCGACUGCUGAUGUACUCUGGCGUGGAGCUGCAAAAGACGGACAAUUUUGGGUCCACACCAUUGCAUCUGGCCUGCCUCUCGGGCAACAUGACCUGUGUACGCCUGCUGUGCGAGAAAUCCCAGCUGGAUCUGGAACCGAGGGACAAGAACGGAAAGACCCCAAUCAUGCUGGCCCAGGCUCAUCAGCACCAGGAUGUGGUGCGUCUGCUCUACGGCGAAGUGAAAAAGAAGUCUCGCUGGAUUCCCUCGGUUUCGGAGAGCUGGGGCUGGCUGUUCGGCGGAGCCGGGGACUCCAAGGGACCGCUGUUCCUGUUCCUCUUUUCGGUGCUGCUGUGGGGUUACCCCAUGUACAUGAUUCGUGCGAUUCCCAUCACCUGGAACAUAUUGAGACGCUCGCACUACUGCUUUAUCUACUGGAACGCUGUGAUGUGGAUCAGCUGGGCCAUCGCCAACCGAAGGGAUCCCGGCUACAUACCGCUCAGCUCGGAUGCCUACUACCGAGCCAUCAAGCAGAUCCCUUACUUCGACAAGCUCAAGAAGCGGAACGUGAUGCUCACCAGGUUGUGCCACAGUUGCAGGUGCCUCCGGCCGCUGAGGGCCAAGCACUGCCGCGUAUGCAAUCGGUGCGUCUCUUACUUUGACCACCACUGUCCCUUCAUCUACAACUGCGUGGGACUGCGCAACAGGAUGUGGUUCUUCCUGUUCGUCUUGUCGGUGGCCGUCAAUUGCUCAUUUACGAUCUACUUUGCUUGCUACUGCGUGAUGAUCGAGGGAUUCACGAUGCUUUAUGUGCUGGGACUCAUCGAGGCGGUUGUGUUUUGCGGACUGGGUUGGAUUCUCACCUGUACUUCGAUCCUUCACGCCUGCAUGAACCUCACCACGAACGAGAUGUUCAACUACAAGAGAUAUCCCUAUCUGCGGGACAAGCGAGGUCGCUACCAGAAUCCCUUCUCGCGCGGCCCCAUCCUGAACUUGCUCGAGUUCUUCGUCUGCCUGCCGGAUCGGGGCGAUGACAACGAUCUUCUGCUGGAGGAUAACAUUUGAUUAAGGAUCUAGGAUCGCGCCCCCGCCCGCCGGCGCAAGUUGCCCGUGCGUGGAUAAUGAUGUGAGGAGGCAGCCGGAGACCCACUCGGGUAGGCUGCCAGUUUGGUUUUGCUCCGCAGGCUUUGUGCUUACUCGAAUGCUUUAAAGUUCGGACCGAAAGUCAGCAAGUGCGUGUUUUAUCAUCUCAAGUUGCAAUAUAUCAGUGUGGAGGGAAAAUUGAUUAAGAUUCGUUGUCUGCUGUAAGGUGAACAUAAAACUGGCCCAACUUAAGGCCAAUUUGCGUACUCUGAAUUGCACAAUCAAAAGCAGUAAUUAAUUUCAAAGCUAAGACUUUAUAAUCUAAGGAACCAACAUUUUGCCCAUCGCACUGGUUUACAAGUAUCGGCCUGCCGAUCCUUUCGCUUUUCCAACUCGUUACCUUCUAGCCUUUGGAUAAGAAUACGCUUCUCUUGUUAGUUUUUGUACAAAAUUGUUAUGUAUAAAAUGUGUUAUUUAAUGAUCUCUAUAUUAUAUACCUACUAUAAUAAUAAAUGGUGUAAAAGUUCACUAAAUGGCUGGGCAGGGGAAGCCAAUCGCGA